GGAGAGCAGCGGCGGCCUCGGCGGCAGCGACAGAGCUGUCGGCGGCCGCUCGUGGUGACUGAACGUCGCGGUGCGGAGGCCACCUAGUCCGUCUCACGAGCCGGCUGGUUGAGGGGCGACCACAACUUGGAACAGGUGUUUGGCAUGUUUAGAUACUAGGAAACACUUAUGUUUACGUCUGCAUUUGAAAAUGGCAGAAGGAAACAACAAUGAAGAAGUAAUUCACUUGAACAACUUUCACUGCCACCGGAGACAAGAUUGGAUCAAUCUCAGAGAUGGGCCCAUCACCAUAUCUGACUCCUCUGAUGAGGAAGGGAUUCCAAUGCUGGUCACCCCAGUUCCUCAGCAACAGGAGGAAGAAGACCUGGAUGAUGAUGUCAUCCUGACAGAGGAUGAUUCUGAGGAUGACUACGGUGAAUUUCUGGAUCUUGGGCCUCCUGGUGUCUCUGAAUUCACUAAGCAAACUCACCAAACAAAAAGAGAACCCAAACCUGGACCAAGUCAUAACCAAGGAGCAAAUGACAUCAAUCCUAAAUCUGAACCAAAAAUUAUUAUCUUGGGAAAAAGUGGCCUUCUUUUCCCAGAAAAUGAUCCUUUGGAAGCUCAGAACCAGUCAUCUGAAGACUCAGAGACAGAGCUUUUAUCAAAUCUUGGAGAAUCGUCUGCUUUAGUAAAUGAUCAGGCCAUUGAAGAAGACUGUUGGAUAGACCAUCCUUACUUCCAGUCUCUAAACCAGCAGCCCCGUGAGAGAACAAAUCAGGUUGUUCCCCAGGAGCGGCAGCCUGAAGCAGAACUGGGCCCCUUGUUAUUUCAACAUGAACUCCCAGGGCCAGCUUUUCCAAGACCAGAAGGCCAGCAGGAUGGGAUUCCAGGCUCUGCUUCUCCUCAGCCUGCCCAUCCUCUAGGAGAGCUUGAAGACCAACAGUUAGCGACUGAUGAUGAAGAGCCAGGGCCAGCAUUUCCCCUACCAGGAUCUCAGGAGGCCAAAUUGGAAAACCUCUGGGGGCAAGAUACUGCUGAGGUAGAUCAAGACCUUGUUGCACUGUUAGUGAAAGAAACAGAAGCAAGAUUUCCAGAUGUAGCAAAUGGGUAUAUUGAAGAAAUAAUUCACUUGAAGAAUUAUUAUGAUUUGAAUGUACUUUGUAAUUUUCUUCUGGAAAAUCCAGAUUAUCCAAAGAGAGAAGAUAGAAUCAUUAUGAACCCCAGCAGCAGUCUGCUCGCCAGCCAGGAUGAUACAAAGUUGCCUAAAAUAGACUUUUUUGACUAUUCCAAAUUGACUCCUCUUGACCAGCGCUGCUUCAUCCAAGCUGCAGACCUCCUGAUGGCCGAUUUCAAAAUGCUCAGCAGUCAGGACAUUAAGUGGGCCCUGCAUGAGCUCAAAGGACACUAUGCAAUCACUCGAAAGGCCUUUUCUGAUGCCAUUAAAAAGUGGCAGGAGCUUUCACCAGAAACCAGUGGGAAAAGGAAAAAAAGAAAAGAAAUGAAUCAAUAUUCUUACAUAGAUUUCAAAUUUGAACAAGGUGACAUAAAAAUAGAAAAGAGGAUGUUCUUUCUGGAAAAUAAGCGGCGACAUUGUAGGUCCUAUGAUCGGCGUGCCCUCCUUCCAGCUGUCCAACAAGAGCAAGAGUUCUAUGAGCAGAAAAUCAAAGAGAUGGCAGAGCAUGAAGACUUUUUGCUUGCUCUGCAGAUGAAUGAAGAACAAUAUCAGAAGGAUGGCCAGCUAAUUGAGUGCCGCUGCUGCUAUGGGGAGUUUCCAUUCGAGGAGCUGACACAAUGUGCUGAUGCUCACUUGUUCUGCAAAGAAUGUCUCAUCAGAUAUGCCCAAGAGGCUGUCUUUGGAUCUGGAAAGUCAGAGCUCAGCUGCAUGGAAGGCAGCUGCACAUGUUCAUUCCCAACCAGUGAACUAGAGAAAGUCCUUCCCCAGACCAUCCUGUAUAAAUAUUAUGAGCGAAAAGCUGAAGAGGAAGUUGCUGCAGCCUAUGCUGAUGAGCUUGUCAGGUGCCCCUCCUGUAGCUUUCCUGCAUUGUUGGACAGUGAUGUGAAGAGGUUCAGCUGUCCUAAUCCUCGAUGCCGAAAGGAGACCUGUAGGAAGUGUCAGGGACUCUGGAAAGAACAUAAUGGCCUUACCUGUGAAGAGCUGGCUGAAAAGGAUGACAUCAAGUACCGAACAUCUAUAAAUGAAGUGGGGAAUGACAUUUGGGGCAGAGUCUCUGAGUCUCCACCACAGGAAGAUGAUGAGAAGCUAAUCGAGGAAAUCCAGAAGGAGGCUGAGGAGGAGCAGAAAAGAAAGAAUGGAGAGAACACCUUCAAACGCAUUGGGCCUCCGCUGGAGAAGCCCCCUGAGAAGGUACAGAGGAUGGAAGCCCUCCCGCGGCCUGUCCCACAGAACCUGCACCCACCACAGAUGCCACCCUAUGCCUUUGUGCACCCGCCCUUCCCCCUGCCACCUGUCCGGCCUGUGUUUAACAACUUCCCUCUCAACAUGGGCCCUGUCCCAGCACCUUAUGUGCCCCCUUUGCCUAAUGUGCGGGUCAACUAUGACUUCGGUCCUGUGCAUGUGCCCCUGGAGCACAAUCUGCCCAUGCACUUUGGCCCCCAGCCACGGCAUCGCUUCUGACAGCUGGAGCUCUGGCCAGCCCCCACUGAACCUGUGCCAGUGGGGGGUACAGGGCAGAGAACCCCCUGCCCCAGGCCAGGUUCCACCUUCACCCUCUAAGUAGGGGUGGUGAGUCAGCUUUUGAGGGUGGGCUGGUUUACCUUGUACUCCUCCCUUGGGAAGAGUCACUGCUUCUCAAAGUCUGGUGCCCUCUGGGUGCCUGUAAGGGAACUGGCCUGGCUCUUGCUGGUCAGUCUCCUCGCUAGUUCUGCCAUUUUGGCAACCAGCACAGGGGCUCUGGCUCUACUCUGUCACUCAAGCCCCUGCAGGAGGAGACAGGUGGAGCUCAUUUGUCCUGUUCCUAAGAGAAUCCCACACAAUUAAGAACUUUGCAGACCCGCUUGGUCACAGUGUAGUCAGGUCCAUAAUAAAAAUGAAGCAGCAAAUAGUGGCAUUGGAAGAGAACUGAGACAUCUGCAUGGCCACCCUCACUAAGGCCCUUCAAGAGUGGCUGUUGUGCCCAUGCCAUGGCACAUCCACAGUUCAGGGAUAUGGGUCCCCUGCUGUCCUAUGCACUUGUGCUUCACCUGGGAGCCAAGUCCUGGGGCACAAGGCAGCUGUGAUCAUCUCCUUUGAGACUCCCAAGAGUCCUGUGUCUGGGGCCGCCUGCCCCUCACAGAGGUUCAUAGUUGGUCUCAGUGAAAAGAUAGUGGGGGCUGUGGGUCACAGCCCCUUGGACAUUGCUGCGGUGCCAUGAGGGGCAAAAUGCUGUCCCUCCCAGUCCAGAACCCAGUGUUUCCACAAUGCCCCUUCAGGCCCUUUCCCCCUCCCUCCCUCCCUCCCUUCCAAGGCCCUCUCAGGUCAGGCAACCACAGAGAACUGUCCCGCACUGUGGGUUUGGUUUUGUUUAUCUGAGCAUUUCCUCCUGUUCACAUAUUUUGAAUACUGAAGAAUUUUCCAUGGCCUGCUAUCUUUUUCUCAUUCCCUGGAAAGUCAGGCUGAAAUUGGCCCUCUGCACCAGGUGGCUACCAAGGUUGAACAGUCCUGACACUAACCAAACAAAAUCCUUUUCCAUUAGCCACCACAGAGGCCACCCAGACAGCCCAGUACUGGGAGACAUCACAAACACCCAGCAGGUGAUGAACAGCUUUCCCUCUAAGGUGUUUUUGGGGGCUUCCCUGGGGUGUAGAUGACUCUGCGGAGCCGUGUAUUGUCACAGCCGACCUCUCUCCCUCCUCUGUGUUCUCAGUAGUCAGUGAUGGAGGCUGGUAGAGGGUGAGGUGCUGGUACUAGGCACAGGGACAGCUGCCCUUCUCUGGGGUUGAGUCAGCUCUGGGCCUCUGUGGGGUCCUGCCAAGGGUCCUGCCAAGGCUCCGGCCCACUUGCCAAGCAGAGGCCCAAAGCUUCUGACUGCAAAGCUGGGAUUGAGCCCUCCUGACAGCAGACAUCUCUUUCUCAUCCUGUAUUGGCCAUCCUUGUCCUCGUCAUGUGGCUGUGGGGUUCCAGGAGGUACAAAGCACACAGAGUUCGGGGGUGGAAAGCCCUGAGAGCAAGCAGUGCCACCACUCGCUUGCUGCCAUCAGCUUCUCAGGUGUCUUUGAAGGAUUCAGGUCUACUUGAUACAUUCUUUCUGCCUUUGCUCAGGAUGAAAGUUUUGAAGACAGGUGGUCACCUGGACAUGGGGUGGGGCACAUGGGGAGGUGGCUCGGGAGCCUCCCAGUGAGCUGCCUGAACUUACUUCUAUCCCGAAUGACAGUGCCUUGGAAAGGUGGGCUGCUCACCACAGUGACAGGAUCCUCUAAGUACCUUAGACACAAACUCAUGUUCUCUGCACCUCCCCUGGAGUAGAGAAGGCAGCACACAGCCCACAGAUGGGAGGAAGCCCUGACACUGCCCCUCUGGGGCCUUUCGAGCUGUCCCUGUAGGCUGUGAGCCUGUUUCCAGCUGUGUGCCCCCACCACAUAGCUCCAUCAAGGGGCUAAGGCUGAGACAGGAUGAGGAAACUGGCCAUUUCUGUGGCAGCUGCAAGGACAGUCAGUGCAGUGCAGGUGGUGCCCAAACUAGAGAGAGAGUGGGGGAUCAGAAUGACGUUCUGCCUAUGGUCUAAGCCAGUAAUGUCCCCUUGGAGAUGAGUUCAAGCUUCUGUGGCCACACUUUGCUUCAGGAGAGGGAACUGCUGCAUGCCCGUCAAGGGCAUCUGGUUCCACAUCAUGCUCCCCGAGCCGGGCUGCAGACUAGCACCAGAACCAAACGUCCAAGAGUGACCACCUCAGCUCUCCAGGCACCUCAGUGUCCAGGCAGACAGGGAAGGUGAGGAGUUGCACCCAUGCCGGGGCCAGAGCCCAAGAAUCAGCCCCUGUCGCAUCAAACGGGCGUUUUCAAUGCAGCUGACACCUUACCCUCUGGGACACGGGGUUGCUUCCUGGGGGCAAGAGACUGCCUGGCCACUGUCCCAAUCUAUUUGCCUUAAGACUGGAGAGAGGAAUCUAGUAUUUGCACUUAGCAAAAGAUUUAAAACUGAAGGAAGAAAUGUGCAUGAUCUGUUCUUUGUACAAAAAUAGCAAAAAAAAAAAAAAAUAAGUAGUUAAAUGUUUUUAUUUACCUUCUGGUAGUAAAAAUAGAUAAGAUAAUUCUGUUUAAACUACUGUGUGUAAAAAACCUGUAUCAUAUGUAACUUGAAUUUUUUGUAAA
Messenger RNA from Urocitellus parryii (Arctic ground squirrel), 5287 nucleotides. NCBI's taxonomy places the organism in Eukaryota, Metazoa, Chordata, Mammalia, Rodentia, Sciuridae. The record is from RefSeq and is a predicted model, not a curated record.